Molecule: messenger RNA, 287 nt
Organism: Aspergillus welwitschiae
Lineage: Eukaryota; Fungi; Ascomycota; Eurotiomycetes; Eurotiales; Aspergillaceae
Exons: 1
Source: RefSeq, a predicted model, not a curated record
UGCAUCAAUAAUGGGAUAACAGUGACUACAAUAUGUCAGCUACAACAUAUAUUAUUGACUUCAUUCAGCCAGACCGACAUAAUUCCCAAUAGGAUCUCAUAUGAUCGAUCUCCAAGUUCAUUGUGGAUUAAGGUUUUCAUGGAGAUCGAUCUCGAUGUGUAUUAUGACAAAUCCAACUCUUCAGGCAGAUCGACUGUGCUAUGUCUUCUCUAGCUUAAGCAGCUGCAGCAUAACAAUGAUCAUAGUCCUUACAGCUAUUACACCACGUGACUGACAAUACUACGUAG